AGGAGGAGAGAGAGAGAGAGAGAGAGAGAGAGAGUGUAAGGGAGGGGAGGGGAGGUUAAUCCAACAGCGCUGGUGAGACAGAAGUUUCAGCUCUGCGUUUCACACACAAGGAUAGAAGAUAGCAAACAGACACAUCCGUACAGAUACAAUGCUGCUCCCAGCGAGCGUUGCGAUUGGCCUGCUGUGCCUUUGUCACGCGGGCGGAGCGUGGGGUUUUGCACGUCUGCUGGACGACGUGGAGCUUCGCUCGGCUUUCUCUGUUGCACGCACCAACAGCAUGGAGGGCGGGCCCAAGAUGACCGUGACCUUUGACGCCGUUUACGUCAACAUCGGCGGGGAUUUUGACCCCAAGGCCGGCUUGUUCCGCUGCCGUAUCACCGGGGCUUACUACUUCUCCUUCACAGUCGGAAAGUUUCCGCACAAAGACCUGUCGGUGAUGCUCAUGAAGAACAGGAACGAGGUGCAGGCCAUCGUGUAUGAGGAAAACGCCGGGGAGGAGAGGAAGGUGCAGAGCCAGAGUGUCAUGCUGCAGCUGGAGUUCGGGGAUACCGUCUGGCUCCGUCUCCAUGGUGACCCUCGCUACGCGCUCUACAGCAACACAGGACACUACACCACCUUCAACGGCUACCUCGUCUACCCCGACACCUACGGCUUCCAGACACACCACCACCAACAUCAUCCAGCCUCUAACUCCCACAACACCCCCCAGUUGAACAGCAACCAGGACACGGAGCACGUCAGGUCUGGAACGAGAGACAUGGUGGCGGUGGCGGCGGAAGAGGAGAAGGAGUUGCAACGUAGGGAGGAAGAGGAGGAUGAGGAUGACGAAGAGGACGACCAAAGAUCUGCCUUCUCGGUGGGGCGCACCCAGAGCAUCGUGGGAGUCAACCAAGUGGGCAUACCGCAGCACCAGCCAGUCGGCUUCGACACGGCGUUCGUCAACAUCGGAGAAGACUUCAACGUGACGGAGGGCGUGUUCACUUGCCGCGUUCCCGGCGCCUACUACUUCUCCUUCAACGUGGGCAAGCUGCCGCAGAAGACGCUGUCCGUCAAGCUGAUGAAGAACCACCUGGAGGUGCAGGCGAUGAUCUACGACGACAGCCAGGGCGAGAAAGCUCUGCAGAGUCAGAGCUUAAUGUUGUCGCUAAAAACCGGCGACACGGUCUGGCUCUACUCCCACCAGAGAGAUGGUUUUGGGGCCUACAGCAACCACGCCAAGUACAUCACCUUCACUGGCUUCCUGGUUUAUCAGGACUUCCCCAACACCACCCCCACCAGCAGCAGCAGCCAAUCACAUGCAGAGAAGAAACCCUAGCUACAGCACAUGAGCUAGGGACUGCACGUUGUGGGAGGAAUUAAUCUUCGACGCUUCCUCUUCAUAUGAAUUCCUUUCCCAAAAAAAAAAAAAAAAAAAAUCAGAGGGACCUUGGACUGAGUGUAGAGCAUAAAUGGAAAAUAUCUUCAAUCUCCAGCUAAUGGCUUUCCAGGAUAUAACUGUAUCACACACAAAUGUGAGACCUUACAUGGCAGUGAUGUAAACUCUAAUUGAACAUUUCUCUCUAUAAUGGAAACUCAAGUUAUUACCUGCUCAACUCUUUGCCAGCCGAACUCUCGUUUAAGUUAGAAGUAUUGCCCCUCCGUGUCAUUGAAAUUCAUAGCAGAACAAUCCCGUGUCCACUCUUUGUGACUAAAGUGUUUCAUAUUUAAAAUGAUUAAUAGUGGGUACAAAUGUUGACACAUUUUUUGGUGGAAGAAAGCUUGUUACAGAAUCUCCCUUAAGAUGAUAACAAAAUGGCAAUUCAGUCCAAUUAUCAGGCUACAUGAAUAUGGUGAUUAUAUAAAAUUGGAUGCACGUUGUACGCUCUUUUUAAACUAAUUGAAUUAGCAGCAGGUGGAGUUUGCUCAUCCUACAUACUGUACAUGAAGGUGGGGAGGUCACAGUUUUUAUCCUCAUCAAAGACUUAAUAACUGCUCGUUUAUGUAAAAAGUCACUUUACUGUCUUUAUGUCUUUAGAGGCAUGUUAAACUGGUAUGAACAGUGCGAUUUGUGUCAAAAUGAGUUUUUUUAUUUUAUUUUGGAGCGUUUCUCACUCAGAUACUCCCAGCUACACAGCGGUAGCAGAGGGCAACAGGACGAAACUGUUUAGGAAAAGACUGCAUAUCCAUCCCGUACCAACUGUUGACCACAUGCUACCUCUGGGCCUGCGGGGAUCUGGACCAUAAUUUGAUUUCUAAUUCUAGCAGCAGUUUAAUUCAUUUCUUCAGUUGGCGAGCACUGUGGGGAAAAUUGAACAGCUUCUCCCCGGCCACGGUAAUAUGCAUGUCUGUUGAAUUUCACGCUGCCGGGAGAAAGAUGAUGCUGUUCAAAUUGUAAUGAACCUUGACUUUAUGAAAUCACCUUCUCUGUUGGAGAGGCACUAUGUGGAGUGAUACUUUUCUGUGAUUCAACGUUUACGUGUUUUUUUAUUUUUAAUAACAGUUAGUUAACUGGAGGGGAAUUUCUGAGAAGUGAAGUUGUGUUAUAACCUAUGGUCUUAACACAUCAGACCAGUUUACUUCAU
Molecule: messenger RNA, 2561 nt
Organism: Etheostoma cragini (Arkansas darter)
Lineage: Eukaryota; Metazoa; Chordata; Actinopteri; Perciformes; Percidae
Gene: c1qtnf4
Product: C1q and TNF related 4
Exons: 3
Coding region: 149-1315 (388 amino acids)
Molecular function (GO): protein binding
Source: RefSeq, a predicted model, not a curated record